AUGGAGAGGGGCAACGUUGUUUUGUAUGUUGGGUGGAACAGGUGCAAGCAGCAGCUUCAGCUGUGCCAACCCAGCGCCACCAACACGAAGAGUGCUACCAAAGCCUCGGACCGCAAAGGACUGGAAGACGCCAUCCGCCUCAGCCUUUGCGCCCUCCAGGAGCGCCUGGCGCAGUCGUCGACCUCGGAGCUCCCCGUGUCCCCGCCCCCAGGCCUGGCCCCGAGCGCAUCGGUGGAGGCCCCUCCGAGUUUGAGCAAAGCGCCGGAGGUGCCCCAGGCACAGGGCCAGGAGCAGGACGUCAUGCAGCUGCUGAACCUCCGCGGUUUGUUGCUGGAUCGCCUCUUGCAGAAGGAGGACAAUGUUCAGGCCUACAACCAGGCCACUUUCAUGGCGAUGCAACAGAUGCAGGACGGCUGA
Molecule: messenger RNA, 417 nt
Organism: Symbiodinium natans
Lineage: Eukaryota; Dinophyceae; Suessiales; Symbiodiniaceae
Source: the annotation of a GenBank genome assembly